AGACAGCUGUGUGUGUUUUUCUGUGUGUAGCUGUGGCGACAGGCGAUGAUGGAUUCGUUUCCAAGGGUAUGUGGCAUUUUGUCGCUAUAGAGGAAUGCGACAAUCCCGAACUGUACGAAUUGAAGUGGUCCGUGGCGAAACAGAAGAUAUCGCGAACGGUAGAAAUAUACAACGGCUCUCUGAAUUUGGACUUUGUAUUGGAUAGCAGCUACUCUUUGCACGUGGACGUAGCAAAACAGACAGAGGGCGGAUGGAAGGACUACAAUAUGAUAAAGCAUGAUUGCAUGCUGUGUUUCUGCAAGGACAACGGCGGUAAAAACGUGGAGGCGUUCAUGGGCUGCAUGCAAAUAGAAUCCACUGAUGAGAUACCAGCAGGCGCGCACUCCUGUUCCGGAUUCCAGAUUGAAUUCUGCGAUUUACCAGAGGACGGCAUAAUUGGGGAGUUCAGAGCCAAGGUCACGACUAUAGACAGGAAUGGUGUUAUAGUAGCGUGCGCAAUGUUGUACGCCAAUUUUACGGACGAAGUCUGCGACAAGGAGGAGGAAGAAUAA
This is a messenger RNA of Amyelois transitella, 551 nucleotides long. RefSeq lists its product as uncharacterized. NCBI's taxonomy places the organism in Eukaryota, Metazoa, Arthropoda, Insecta, Lepidoptera, Pyralidae. The transcript has 4 exons. The record is from RefSeq and is a predicted model, not a curated record. The coding region runs from base 69 to 551 and encodes 160 amino acids.